Molecule: messenger RNA, 666 nt
Organism: Haliotis rufescens (red abalone)
Lineage: Eukaryota; Metazoa; Mollusca; Gastropoda; Lepetellida; Haliotidae
Exons: 1
Coding region: 1-642 (213 amino acids)
Source: RefSeq, a predicted model, not a curated record
AUGUAUGACAAGGAUGUGACUUUCUACAUGGGAAAUAUAGAUUAUGUUCCUAGUCUCAUGCAGAACCCCCUCUUUUCUACUGUGAAAUGGGCACAGAACACAAGUCACCAUGAUAUAUACAGAAUCGCAUUUUCUCAGCUCUUCCGGUUUGCGCCCAAUACACAGACAAAGUUGGAUUCCUUUAACGCUAAAGCAGUACGAGCAUCUAAAACUUUAAUUUGCGCACAUCUACGUAUGGGGAAAUCAAAUACCAUACCCAGGGAUGGAGCUAGAAAGUCUGGACCUGAUCUGGAUUCAUUGGCUCUGUUUUUACAGAAACAGAUACAGUUUGCUGAUUCGUGUAAAUUGUUCAUAGCAACAGACUCGGACGAGGCCAGAAAUGUGUUAAAACGAGCGUUUCCUGAACAUUUCCUGGAGAUUGAAGGUCAAAUAGUUCACAUCGACCGCCCUAACGGAGGUACUGUUUGUUCUGGCAUGGAGAAAGCUAUUUUAGAUGAAUAUAUUCUCUCAACGUGUGACACUCUGAUAAUGUCGAGAAGUGGUUUUAGCCGAAUGGCUGCCGUCGUGAGGGGCUCUGAUGAGGGAUUGUUUUAUGCAGCCAAGAAGAACAUAACACGAAGCAAACGAUUAAACCCAACAUAAAUGCUUGAAAUAAUUACACCAAAU